Messenger RNA from Corticium candelabrum, 2149 nucleotides. RefSeq names its product YEATS domain-containing protein 2-like. Gene Ontology annotation, molecular function: histone binding. Bases 9 to 2114 code for a protein of 701 amino acids. The transcript is spliced from 19 exons. NCBI's taxonomy places the organism in Eukaryota, Metazoa, Porifera, Homoscleromorpha, Homosclerophorida, Plakinidae. The record is from RefSeq and is a predicted model, not a curated record. Gene Ontology annotation, cellular component: NuA4 histone acetyltransferase complex; ATAC complex. Gene Ontology annotation, biological process: chromatin remodeling; regulation of transcription by RNA polymerase II.
ACAACACAAUGAAUACGAACACUAAGAGAAUCCGAGAUAUCAUCAAGAGGGAAUUCUCAGCAAAUAUCGAGAUGAAAAAGGAUGAACUCGAGCAAAUCGAUCAGCGACUAGCAGACGUACGCAGCAUACUCGAUCGUCUGCGAGCAGUAAUAGUCGCUCAAUAUUACGGCCCCGGAAUAAGCAAUUUCAGAGAAUUUCAAGACGAGGGGUUAGUAAGGACGUCUAGUCGUCGGAAGAAGGCGAGUGUUGAGUAUGAUCAUGACAGUGUGAGUCAGUGUGAGUCAAUGGGCAGUAAGGCUAGUUGUGGUGUCGAGUCUCCACGGGCUGUGGAAACACCAUCGACUGAUUCUGGUUCCGGAAGGCAGUCGCCUGUCAUGGAUGGAGUUGGUGGUGUGCGCCAGAGUUUGCAAGAUAGAUUGUUUGGUCAAGGUUCUGGUGUUUCUCGUUUGUACAUACGGAAACGAGUCAUUGUUGGCAAUACGUCAAGGUUUAUUCCAUCUGAAGAGAGAGAAGCAGGCGACCGAUCCACUCACAAGUGGAUGGUGUAUGUGAGGGGUGUCAGCGAGGAGCCAUCCGUGUACCACUUCAUUAGCAGUGUUACGUUCUUUCUUCAUCCAAGCUACAAGCCAAAUGACCUCAUAACAGUCGUUCGUCCACCGUUUCAUCUCACACGACGUGGAUGGGGCGAGUUUCCUGUUCGGGUGCAGCUGCAUCUCCGCGAUGGCAAGAAAGUCGAUGCCAUUCACAACCUGAAGCUUGACAAGACGUAUUCAGGCUUGCAAACUCGUGGUGCUGAAACGACAGUUGAGAUACAAAUCGAGCGACAUUGCAUCAAGUCAAUUCCAUCGGUCGAUGCGAGCAAACUCACAACCGCAGUCCACAGCCCUGCAUCGGAUACCAUGGAUAUUCAAUCAUCCAAUGACAACAGUGACGACGAUGACUUCAACAACGUCGCAUCACAGACUGAAAAACGAUUAGAGGAGACAAAUGAUGUGACGUAUUAUCUGCCGGUUAUGACUCAAAGAGCAGCCGAAAACGUCACAUUUGAUCAUGCGUAUGUGUCAUCCAAUCCUAUCUCAUUGGCUGGUCUACUUCCUGUGGACCCUGAGAUUUAUGUGAACAAUGAUUCGUGUGUUUCGAUGCUGUCGAGUGGUGACCACAGGAAAUGGCGUAAGAAAUACACAGUGGUCAGUAGGUGUUCACAAAGGGAUCCUGACACACAAGAGAUUAUACGGAGCAUGCCGUCGUGCAUCAAAGUGUUUGCAACAGUCGAACAAUGUUUAUCAGCAUGCGUGAAGAGUUUUCCUCUCAUCCACUCAGGUGGAGGAGGUCAGUUGCAUCCAUAUGUUGCAGCUACCGAAAAACAAUUUCAAGAGUGGAACAUAUGUCGACGACGUGCAGCCGAGUGGAUGAGGGCUGUCACGUUACGAAAAGCCGUUCACAGCUUCUUUCCUUCUCUUCCGCAAAUCCGACUGCCUUCGACUGCUCAGAUCGUUCGCUGGUGUAGAGAUCGUGGGUAUACCCCGUCGUCAGUGAAUCUCGGUCGGCAGAAGUAUGAGCCGGCGUUGUGCAGGAUUUGUGGUUGUGAGUUGAAUGGAGACAUGAGUGAUAUGGAAUCAAGCAGAAUGAUCCACAAUGAAUGCAGCAGACGGUGGUACAGAAAAGGUAGAGCGUCUGUGAGUAGCGUGACGAAGGCUGACGAGAUACUGAGCGAACAACCUUUGUUGUUUACUAUUGAAUCUCAUGAUGAGUCGAUGGUGAUUGACGUGUAUAAUGAGACUGCCGUCACUUCAUGUGUCAAGACGUCAUUUCCUGCACGAGAAGGGAUGGCUGAUGAUGUGCAAUGGGUGUGUGGUGAGGCAAGAAAGAUUGGUGUGGGCCUUGCUGAUGUUGAUUACGAUGGAGUUGCUUUGCCUACAGUUGAGAAGAUGAUUUUAGCCGCAUGUGCGUGUCUUGUUCGAGAUAUUGUGUCUGGAUCAGUGGAGCAAGCGGCUCUGAGCGGUCCUACUCCAAGGGUUCCAAAUGAGAUCACAGUGGCUCACGUCUUCAUGGGCAUACAGAGCAAUCCUCUUCUCGACUUUCUCACCAAUGACGGCCUCGGCACCGACAAGUAGCAGACACUCACACAGGACACACCUCUGAACGCACU